Messenger RNA from Gaeumannomyces tritici R3-111a-1, 1155 nucleotides. RefSeq lists its product as hypothetical. The transcript has 2 exons. The coding region runs from base 187 to 624 and encodes 145 amino acids. Lineage: Eukaryota; Fungi; Ascomycota; Sordariomycetes; Magnaporthales; Magnaporthaceae. The record is from RefSeq and is a predicted model, not a curated record.
GGAAUUACGAUUGAGGAUGGUGAUCCAUUGAUGCUGACAGAUGCUCUCACAGUUGAUGAGCAAGUACCACUGUGUAUCUCUACUGUGUUAACACUGGGAUCGGAUUCCACAUCAUCGAACUCCAAGGUUGCCACCUUUUGGUUUUUUUGCAGCACCCCGGAAUCGUCCGACAAGGGGUAGCGGCCAAUGCAAUCCAGGUCUGGGGAGCAUUGCGAUGCCGACGCCCUCGGGCAUUCCAAUCCGAUGGGCAACUACCCAGGUCCCUUGAACGGCAGGGCGCUAGGCUCAACCAAGCGGCGGCCAUCGUCCUCCGCUCGUCCGGGGGCAGGUGCGCCCGAGGAAAUCUCGCACGGAUGCGGCCUGGCCCGGCCCGUGCCCGCCGGUCGUCAGCCCGGGCCCUGGGAAGCUACACCACGCGGCGGGCUGCCAAGUGCGACGGCGCGUAGCUGCCAUGGCUCUGUCGAUGUACAAACCCCCACAAGGGGCGGAGCUUCUAUCGGUGCGAUUAAGAGGGUAAUUUGUGUCCGCAAGUCUUUGCCUCCGGCGCCGUUUCAACACCAUCGCGCCCCGGCACACCGGCUCCGGAGACCGGACACAAUGACCGAGCCCCAUCGAAGUGGCUAGUCACGGCUUCGCCGUAAAAAUAGCAUGAUACUGCAGUAUGGCCGGCACCGGGGGUCACAGCUUGGACAACAGGGUGCUCCGACCGGUUCGGCGAUUUUCAAUCGGGUCUAUUUGAAGCAGCGCUUUUCAUUGGGUAAGGUCGCAGGCGCACCUCUGCCAUCAGUCUCGCCUGCUGGGCAUUGAUGUUUCUGACACGCCUCCGCACCACAAACCCUUACCCGCCCCUGGGACCAGGAUAGAUCCCGGUCCUGUAUGGCAGACAGCCCAGAGUGGCUCGAUAGGCCGAGGACCGAGCACGGCACAUGCUGCGAGAUUCCUGAACCUUAAAAUACCACCGCCGACACAGGCACCUCGAACGCAGGUCCACCCGCGGCCUUUUUGGUGCCGCCAAGUUCAGAGUUGGGAUCACGUUGGACGGCAAAGGUGGAACAGCCAAAAUCCUGGCAACAACUUGCUAUCUCGUACCGACAUAAUUACACAUGGCCGGCAGACUGGCUGGGCUCAUCUAUCAGUAUCUUGGACGUUACAUGU